Messenger RNA from Symbiodinium sp. CCMP2456, 4383 nucleotides. Lineage: Eukaryota; Dinophyceae; Suessiales; Symbiodiniaceae. The record is from the annotation of a GenBank genome assembly.
AUGGAUCCCGCCCUGAAGGCCAUCGUCUCGGCAGCUGGCGCAGGGGAAGAGCUUCGGAAGUACAUCGAAGACCUUGGCAUCUCCUCCGUCGGGGUCUUCGCGGAGCUAGGAGAAACGAUCCAGGAGUUCGACGAAGCCGUGGUGGAACCCCUUCGCAAGCCCUACAAGCUCAGCGAUGGCAACAUCAUAGAGGUGCUGUCCACCGACUUUCCGGUGACUCGCGCUCGCCUGCGCCACGUGUGGAAGAAGUGCCGAGAUGCCUCUUCGGCCACACCUUCGGCAGCGCCAGCCGCAACGACAACAGGCAGCACCGCUUCCGCCUCCUCCUCUAAGAAGGAACUUCCCGCUGGCUAUUGGCAGGCACAAGUCAAGAAGUUCGAGUCCGUGACGAUCAAGGGCAUAGCAAGGAGAUUCCCAGAAACAUUGCUCCUUGGCGCGGAGGCCACUUUGGCUCGCGUCGUAUCCGACGCGAAGAGCUUACAGCACAACGCCAUACCCCUAGAGGAGAUCGUCCAGACUCGCCACUUCAAAGCCUCCGGCGAGCCCAACAACCUCAGCACAGCCAAGAAGCGCUCGCGCAGCAACGAGGUGACCACGCUCGUCCUCAACGCCGACUUGCAACUAGAGGCCGAGCCCGAGGACCGAUGGCGCCCGCAAUCGCAGACAGCACUCCUCGACUGUCUGCAGGCGAUCCACAUGGCUCUCAUCUUCGUGGAGUACGCCCCGGAGCACGAGCUUGACAAGUACUUCGAGUGGUGGCAGCGAUUGGUGCGCAGCCGCCCGAACAAGAUCGAGCAGCUCAAGAUACACUGGGAGAACACCUCGUGGCGCAUAGCUCUCGCGCUCCGGAAGAGCACUCCCUUCCACGACGUCGCCUCCGAGAUCAUGAUCGACAGCCAGUCACUUCAGGAGACGAUGAGCAGAGAGGUCGCUGUGGAACGACCCACGAAGAUCGACGAGAAGGACGCGGAGGAAAAGGCCAACAACAAGGCAGGGAAUGGCAGCCCUACCGCCCCAGCAAAGGCAACGGGAAAGGGUGGGGACGCGGUCGUGGCCGCGGACAGCAGCAGUGGCGACAGCAACGCUAUCAACGACAGAACGAGGAUGAUCGAGAUCAGUGGCGUCGACGGGAUGAUGAUCGCGGUCGUGGCUCCGACCAACGUCAAUGGAGGUCGUGGAACCGCAACGACUCCACACGCCGCGAGCAUCGCGACCAGGAAUAGGGACAGCACGGGCCAUCCCCUGGGGGCCAAGCUGUUAAGUCACCAACAGGUCACAAAGAGGGACCAGAAGAUCGCUGCCAUCGACUUCGUGGUCCUUAGCUUCUUCGACGGCCUCGGGACCGCCUUCCUCGUGUGUGACAACCAUUGCAAGGAGAAGGGACUCAGUUGGCGAGGAGCUUCUUGGGAAAUCGACGAGGACCUCGUGAAGCUCGGAGUCAAGCACUUCCCCGACGUCGUGACCCGCGGCGACUUUGAGGAGGAGACCGCAGACUCGCUGUCAAAACUUGUGCAACAGCUAGACCCGUCUCGCUCAGCCCAGGUGAUCAUCGCCGCCGGACCUCCGUGUCAUGAUUUUUCACGCGUACGACAAGACGCACCAGGACAUGAAGGCACCGAGGGUUCCAAGUUCACACGCUUCGCCCAGCUUAUCGUGAACCUGGAGAAGUCAUGGAACCGCAGCCGAGCCACCCUUCUCGUGGAGAACGUGAUCCCCCAGAACCGCGCCGACAUGCGCAAGAUCGAGAAGCUUCUCGACGCGCCCGCGGUCGUGCACGACUCAGCCGACUUCGGCACUAUCUCCAGACCGAGAGUCUGGUGGUGUCGGAUACCCUGGUCCGAAGUGGCUCAUCGCAAAGACUGCCCUUUUUCGCUACGCUGGACCAGCGUGCAGGGGAUACCCAGAGUUCACUUCGAUGUCCCCAAGGACGACACACAGACGUGGGACACCCAAGGCCUCACCCUUCCACGCUGUCUAACCGAGGAGAUGAAGCCGCUCCCCUGCCUGACUACGCCCUCAGAUGACCCCAGCGGUCGCCCGGCACCACGGAGUGCCAAAGGGAAGAUCAGCAGCGACGCCACGCAACGCUGGAUGGCUGACAAGAAGAAGUACGCCCCGUGGCACUACGAGUCGGGGGUCAUGAUGACAGAUGGACAAGGCCGAUGCGUCAUACCGCCCGCCUCCGUCAAGGAACAAUUCCACCACCUGCCUGUUGGAUGGACACGAGACCUACAUGACCACGCUCGACACAAGGCCUUGGCGAACGGAUGGCAUGCAGGAGCCGCUCGCCUCAUCUUCACCAUGGCUGUCUUCGCCGCUACAGUGCCGACCCCUUCUGCAGAGCUGAACCCUCUAGGCGACUACGACGACUUCGACCUCUCCUACCUGGACGAUCCAACAGAACACUGGGAGCGGUCGCGCAUCAUGCCACAUCCCGACUUCCGCGACGCCGCCCUAGAGCCUGGUCUUGAACAAUGGUUGGAAAUUUGGAGACGGAUGCGCCCGCACCUACCCGACCUAAGACACGCAGUUGUCGAGCAGGUCGAGGAGAUGGUCGUCGACAUGAGCGAAACGACAGCCCAAUGGUUCUCCUCGCUGAAGCCCCACGUCCAGAAAGCGUACUUCAGCCAACAACGAACAUGUUCGCUACAGCUACCGGUUCUACGCAUCAUAUGCGAAAGGUUCGGCUGGCAAGACCCCGACAUCUUCGAGGAGCUCACUCGAGGUUUUCGGCUCCUGGGGCCGAUAACCCCAGGACUCGGUUGGCGCAAACGCAAUGAUCUCCGCUACGCCAACCCGUUGCAGUUUGACGACUUCAUCGACAAGAACGAACGCUACGUGUGCGACAAACUUCGGAGAGUCGACCCGUGUUGGGAACAGUUGGCGAACGAAAUCGCGGAGGACGUUCGCCUCGGACGCAUGGAGGGCCCAUUCACAAGUCCGACUACCUGGCCCAAGACAGCGGUUCCCCUCGCAACGCACACACACACACGAGCAGACUUCUACCAGGUGGGCUCCGACAACAAGCCGAAGGUACGCAGAGCUGAGGACUGGAGGAGGUCGUUCGCAAAUGCGACAGUGGGAGUCUCCGACACGCCGCCUUACCACGAUGUCUCAGCAUAUGUCCGCCUCGCGGUCGCGAUCAAAAAGGUCGACCCUUCGGCGAAGCUUCUGAUAUGGGGCCUUGACCACGAGUCCGCCUACCGCCAGCUAGCCGCGGAAGACCCGGACCAUACUUGGGUGGUGCUGCCCACGCCACACGGCAUCACUUUAUGGAGACACACAGUCUUGAUGUUUGGUUCAGUUGCGUCAGUGUGGUCUUACUGUCGCGUCGCAGAUCUCAUGUCAUGGCUUUGUCGGGCAUGUCUGUUGACGCCGGCCCUGCACUUCGUCGACGACUUUGGCAGCUGCGAGGACGACAAGCUCGCACACUCCUCCUUCGAGUACUCGAAACGCCUUUGCCGUGCAAUAGGUUUUUCUUUUAAGCAAUCUAAGGAGCAGCCGCCGGACCGUUCGCAAGUCAUCCAAGGUGUGGACAUCUCAGUGCACGCAGACUACGUCAUGGUGCAAGGCACGUCCUCGCGUCGCCAACGACUUGACGCAGACCUGGUGGCGGUCCUCACGGCCGACAGACUACCACCGCACGAGGCGUCGAGUUUGGCGGGGAAGCUUCAGUUCUUCUGCCAGGCCCUGAUGGGCAGGUCUCACGCAGCAGCUUUGAAGCCACUCUUCGCUCGAGCCAAACAGACAGGCCACGGCCGUGACCACGCCGAGUGGAGAUUGAACGACCAGCUUCGCCAUGGCAUCGGCCUCAUUCGCUGGAGCCUACAUCACGCCUCGCCGAGGCAGUUGAUGUUCCGAGCACAGCCCCGAUCCGUGAUCUACGCAGACGCCUUCUUCAACCUCUUCGAGAAGGACUGGAAGCCUUCUGACGAGGACAUACCACAGUGGGGAAGGACACCACCAGAGACGCUUCGCAACGGUUGGGGUUUCGUGGCCACUGCCCGCGGCCAGACUUUUUACGCCGCAGGUCGAGUUCCCCACUGGUUUGUUCGGGAAUUCGCAAGACGCAGAGCCUACAUCUACAUGCUCGAAAUCGUGGCUCAAAUCCUGCCGCUGCUCGUCUUGUAUGACCGCAUCGACCAGCACGUGAUCAUGUUCGUGGACAAUGAACCAGCCCGCCACGCUCUGUCAAAGGGCUUUGGCAAGGAUGACUCGAUCAACAGACUGCUCCAACACAGUUGGCGCUACAUCGAGGAGAUCCGACUCCGCCCCGCUUGGCAACGAGUCACUUCUUCAGCCAACGUGAGCAACGCAGUCAGCCGCGGUGACCUUCGCCACGCUCGAGCUGAAGGCUGGACCUUGGUCGAAGCCGAUUGGGAC